Carassius auratus (goldfish) is the source of this 1059-nucleotide messenger RNA. RefSeq lists its product as uncharacterized. The transcript has 4 exons. NCBI's taxonomy places the organism in Eukaryota, Metazoa, Chordata, Actinopteri, Cypriniformes, Cyprinidae. The record is from RefSeq and is a predicted model, not a curated record. Bases 1 to 1059 code for a protein of 352 amino acids.
AUGACGGUAGAUGACAGUGGGACCAGCACCUUUGCCAUGCAGUUUUGGUCUGGACAAAUGCUUAUAUCCAUAAGACACGUGCAUGUUUGUGUGUUUGGUGAGACAGUGUCAGUGUUGGAGGGAGAUUCUGUCACACUAAACACUGAUCUUACUGAAAUACUUGAAGACGAUGACAUACUGUGGAAAUUUGGAGCUGAAAUGUCUCUCAUAGCUGAAAUCAGUCGGGAGAAACAAAUCUUUUACAAAUAUGAUAAUGUUCCUGAUGGGAUAUUCAGAGACAGACUGAAGCUGGACAAUCAAACUGGAUCUCUGACCAUCAUGAACAUCACAACUCAACAUGCUGGACUCUAUGAACUACAGAUAAGUGGAGCAAAACUGACAUCAAAAACAUUCAGUGUUUCUGUCUAUGCACAUCUGCCUGUUCCUAACAUUACCAGAGACUGUUCUUCAUCAUCAUCAUCUUCAGCAUCAUCCUAUUGUUCAUUGUUGUGCUCAGUGGUGAAUUUGAGUCAUGUGACUCUCUCCUGGUACAAAGGAAACAGUUUAUUGUCCAGCAUCAGUGUGUCUGAUCUCAGCAUCAGUCUCUCUCUACCUCUGGAGGUGGAAUAUCAGGAUAAAAACAGCUACAGCUGUGUGAUCAACAAUCCCAUCAGCAACCAGACCACACAUCUGGACAUCACUCAACUCUGUCACACAUGUUCAGGUAUGGAAGUAGUGAUAUUAAUGUUUAUUUGUGUAUUUGAGGUGUCAUUGAUAAAGGGAGAUUUUGUCACUCUGAACACUGAUGUUACUGAAAUACCUGAAAACAAUGACAUACUGUGGACAUUUGGAGUUGGUAGUUCUCUCAUAGCUGAAAUCAGAAGAGAGAAACAAAUCUUCUCAAUGUAUGAUGUUCCUGAUGGGAUAUUCAGAGAUAGACUGAAGCUGGACUAUCAAACUGGAUCUCUGACCAUCACAAACAUCACAACUCAACACACUGGAGUCUAUGAACUACAAAGAAGUGGAGCAAAACUGGCAUCAAAAACAUUCAGUGUUUCUGUCUAUGGUGAGCAGACAUAA